AUGUCAUCAAUUUACAGAGAAAAAAUGGAAGCUUUAAAGAAUAGCCUGACAAAGCAGUCUAAUACAAGAUUCAUGUCAGUAGGAGAUCUGAGUAUAGGACAGCUAUACCGGAUAAUAAGGAUGGAGAAUCGGGAGACACAGUACGGUAUCACCGUACACUGUGUGUUAGAGGGUGCAGGUGAUGACGGUGGGAUAAUGGAAGUUUAUCUACCCAGAUCAAUUAAGAUCAAAGAUGAAGACAUCCAUCAAUUCAACCAGGGUGGAGAUGAUAAGGUGUUGCACCUAAUUUUCAAAGGACGGCGUGGACGGUCAUUUAAUAUCGGAUUUCAAUAA
Molecule: messenger RNA, 333 nt
Organism: Macrosiphum euphorbiae (potato aphid)
Lineage: Eukaryota; Metazoa; Arthropoda; Insecta; Hemiptera; Aphididae
Source: the annotation of a GenBank genome assembly